CCACGCUGGCCGCUCCAAGGCAGGGCACAAAGGAGACCGGUGCCAUGAAGACUUGGGUGGUAAUACUCCUGCUGGCUACAGCUUUAGGGUCGCCCGUCCCCGAUGACGAUGACGACUGUGAAGGGUACACAGUGAGGUAUUCCACCUCUGACAGUGAUGGCAGUUCUUCUUCAUCUUCCAGUUCAUCUUCUUCAACUUCCUCCGCCGACGGUGGUGGAGCCUCUUCUUCCGUCGACAUUUCGAAACCUUCUCUGACUGUUGUUUCUUACACUGUUCCAAAAGCGGAAGCUGCUGCUCCAUCUGUUUCAGCUCCUGCUCCGAAGGUGGAAGUGGAUGACGGUCCAUCUGUUCAGGAAGCCACUGCUCAGUUCAUGGCUACAUGGAGGGCUGCUUCUGCUGCUGCCACAGCUGCUGCUAAAGCUGCUCCCGAUGUCAACAUUAUCAUGGGAGCAAGUCGAUUCAGACAGCCACAUGCCCCAAGAACACAUGCCGCUGCUGCUUAUUCUGCAUCCUACUCUGCUGGACCACGCGGACCAGUGGGUCCAACCCCAGAGGUGCAGAAAGCUACUGCUGAAUUCAUGGCUGCAUGGAACCAGGCAGCAGCGAGGGCUGCCAAGAUUGAAGCUACCCUCGUGAGAGCCACUCCAACUGGUGCCUUCACCGUACAGAUGCCUCAGCAGGUCCAGGUAACUGAAGAGGUAAGAAGAGCCACAGAAGAGUUCAUGGCUGCCUACAACAAGGCUGCCCAGCGAGCAGUCACUGUAGAAUCUGCAGCACUUGCUCUCCCAAGACCAGUCCAGCCAACAGCUGCAGUGCAGCGUGCUACAGCUUCCUUCAUGGCUUCCUUUGAGGCUGCUGCCAGGCAGGCAUCCGCCAUCAGGCAAGCCGUGACAUACUCAGCAGGAGCUCCUUCACCAGUGCAGCCUACUGAUGAGGUCAGAAGGGCAACAGAACGAUUCAUGGCAGCCUGGAAUCAGGCCGCGGCCAGAGUUCGCAGCAUUCAGCCAACCAUCUACCAGGUGGCAGGAGCCGCUCCUGGCGAAGCACCCAGGGUUGUGGAUGGAGUUCCCCAGUUCACUGUUGCACAGGAAAGAGCCUCUGCUGAGUUCAUGAAGAUCUGGAAGGCUGCUGCUGCUGCUGCACAGGCUGCUCCUGACGUCAACAUCAUUAUGGGAGCUACACAAUAUGGACAACCAGCUGCUCCAGCACCAGCUGCUCCUCGUGCCCCUGUUGCUGCGACCUAUUCUGCUGGACCACGCGGACCUGUUGGACCUACCCCAGAGGUGCAGAAGGCUACUGCUGAGUUCAUGGCUGCCUGGAACCAGGCAGCAGCGAGGGCUGCCAAGAUUGAAGCGACCUGUAAAACCACUCCAUCUGGUGCUUUCACCGUACAGAUGCCUCAGCAGGUCCAGGUAACUGAAGAGGUAAGAAGAGCCACAGAAGAGUUCAUGGCUGCCUACAACAAGGCUGCCCAGCGAGCAGUCACUGUAGAAUCUGCAGCACUUGCUCUCCCAAGACCAGUCCAGCCAACAGCUGCAGUGCAGCGUGCUACAGCUUCCUUCAUGGCUUCCUUUGAGGCUGCUGCCAGGCAGGCAUCCGCCAUCAGGCAAGCCGUGACAUACUCAGCAGGAGCUCCUUCACCAGUGCAGCCUACUGAUGAGGUCAGAAGGGCAACAGAACAAUUCAUGGCAGCCUGGAAUCAGGCCGCGGCCAGAGUUCGCAGCAUUCAGCCAACCAUCUACCAGGUGGCAGGAGCCGCUCCUGGUGAAGCACCCAGGGUUGUGGAUGGAGUUCCCCAGUUCACUGUAGCACAGGAAAAAGCCUCUGCUGAGUUCAUGAAGAUCUGGAGGGCUGCUGCUGCUGCUGCUGAAGCUGCUCCUGAUGUCAACAUCAUUAUGGGAGCUAGCCGAUACAGACAACCAGCUGCCCCAGCACCCGCUGCUCCAGCACCAGCUCCAGCACCAGCUGCUCCUCGUGCUCCUGUUGCUGUUACCUAUUCUGCUGCACCACCAAAGCCAGUGGGACCUACCCCAGAGGUGCAGAAGGCUACUGCUGAGUUCAUGGCUGCAUGGAACAUGGCAGCAGCGAGGGCUGCCAAGAUUGAAGCUACCCUCGUCAAAUCUACUCCAACUGGCGCCUUUACCGUGCAGAUGCCCCAACAGGUCCAGGUAACUGAAGAGGUAAGAAGAGCCACAGAAGAGUUCAUGGCUGCCUACAACAAGGCUGCCCAGCGAGCAGUCACUGUAGAAUCUGCAGCACUUGCUCUCCCAAGACCAGUCCAGCCAACAGCUGCAGUGCAGCGUGCUACAGCUUCCUUCAUGGCUUCCUUUGAGGCUGCUGCCAGGCAGGCAUCCGCCAUCAGGCAAGCCGUGACAUACUCAGCAGGAGCUCCUUCACCAGUGCAGCCUACUGAUGAGGUCAGAAGGGCAACAGAACAAUUCAUGGCAGCCUGGAAUCAGGCCGCGGCCAGAGUUCGCAGCAUUCAGCCAACCAUCUACCAGGUGGCAGGAGCCGCUCCUGGUGAAGCACCCAGGGUUGUGGAUGGAGUUCCCCAGUUCACUGUAGCACAGGAAAGAGCCUCUGCUGAGUUCAUGAAGAUCUGGAGGGCUGCUGCUGCUGCUGCUCAAGCUGCUCCUGAUGUCAACAUCAUUAUGGGAGCUAGUCAACUCAGACAGCCAGCCGCUCCACGAGCUCCAGCACCUGUAGGCUAUGCUGCACCAGCACCUGCUGCCCCAGCCCCAGCAGCUCCCCGAGCUCCUGCUGCUGUGAGUUAUUCUGCUGCACCACCCAUGCCUGUGGGACCUACCCCAGAGGUGCAAAGAGCUACUGCUGAGUUCAUGGCUGCAUGGAACCAGGCAGCAGCGAGGGCUGCCAAGAUUGAAGCUACCCUCGUGAGAGCCACUCCAACUGGUGCCUUCACCGUACAGAUGCCUCAGCAGGUCCAGGUAACUGAAGAGGUAAGAAGAGCCACAGAAGAGUUCAUGGCUGCCUACAACAAGGCUGCCCAGCGAGCAGUCACUGUAGAAUCUGCAGCACUUGCUCUCCCAAGACCAGUCCAGCCAACAGCUGCAGUGCAGCGUGCUACAGCUUCCUUCAUGGCUUCCUUUGAGGCUGCUGCCAGGCAGGCAUCCGCCAUCAGGCAAGCCGUGACAUACUCAGCAGGAGCUCCUUCACCAGUGCAGCCUACUGAUGAGGUCAGAAGGGCAACAGAACGAUUCAUGGCAGCCUGGAAUCAGGCCGCGGCCAGAGUUCGCAGCAUUCAGCCAACCAUCUACCAGGUGGCAGGAGCUGCUCCUGGCGAAGCACCCAGGGUUGUGGAUGGAGUUCCCCAGUUCACUGUUGCACAGGAAAGAGCCUCUGCUGAGUUCAUGAAGAUCUGGAGGGCUGCUGCUGCUGCUGCACAGGCUGCUCCUGACGUCAACAUCAUUAUGGGAGCUACACAAUAUGGACAGCCAGCUGCUCCAGCACCAGCUCCUGUUGCUUACUCUGCCCCAGCACCUGCUGCUCCUCGUGCCCCUGUAGCUGUGACCUAUUCUGCUGCUCCAGCAGGACCUGUGGGACCUACUGCGGAGGUGCAGAGGGCUACUGCUGAGUUCAUGGCGGCUUGGAAUGCAGCUGCUAAGACCGCUGCACAAAUUCCAGCUGUUAUCGGUCCUGAUGGAGUUCAGGAAACCGCUGCAGUCAGGCAAGCAACGCAGGACUUUAUGGCUGCAUGGAAUGCUGCUGCUCGACGAGGAACUGUUGUUGAACAAGCUAUCACUUCCUUCCCCGUGCAGGUCCAGGCUACUCCCGAAGUUCAAAAGGCUACAGCAGAAUUCAUGACUGCAUGGCGUUCUGCAGCUGAACGGGCAUCACAAAUCAAAUACACUGUUUCCGCAACACCAUAUUCUGCACCUAGGCCAGUUCAACCAGCAGCAGAUGUUCAAAGGGCUACAGAAGAGUUCAUGGCCCUUUGGAACGAGGCAGCUGCCAGAGUUCCUAAAAUCGAGACCACCCUCUAUACUAUUGCUGGCACUCAUCAUCCAGGUCCCGCUCCCGUGCCCGUUUCAGAAACACCUGAGGUGAAGGCAGCACGGGAAGCCUUUAUGGCAAAGUUCCGCGCUGCUGAGAGUGCAGCUCUCCGCGCCUCCACAGCGCGAGGAGUGUUACCAGCACCAGCAGUAAUUACCGCACCUGCGGUCAUGUACAAUGUUCCCCCCCACGGUCUCGCUGACCGUAUCUUUGCUCCCUAUCCUGGUCAGCCCAUUUACCUAAAGGACUGCCAGUAAUUUCAAUUUCCUGAAACAGAAUGACCGACCACAACUUUUUGAUGGAAGAUUAUGUUUCUAAGUAUGUGUUAAUGUAAGUGUAAAUAAAGGGAAGCAAAUCCGGAAGAGUGA
Molecule: messenger RNA, 4379 nt
Organism: Portunus trituberculatus (swimming crab)
Lineage: Eukaryota; Metazoa; Arthropoda; Malacostraca; Decapoda; Portunidae
Product: mucin-5AC-like
Source: RefSeq, a predicted model, not a curated record